AUGAGAUCGCAGCACCUCCGCCGUCCCGUCGCCUCUGGCAAGUGGGCCUUGAUGAAGCUGCUGCCGCUGCUGCUGGCGCAACUAUGGGCUGCGGAGGCGGGUCUGCUCCCCAGAAAUCACACUGAUACAGAGCCCGAGACCUUCAGCGCCCCGUGCGCGCGCGGCUCGCAGGCUUGGCAAGUUUCCCUCUUCAACGGCCUCGUAUUCCACUGCGCGGGCGUCCUAGUGGAUAGGAACUGGGUGCUCACGGCCGCGCACUGCCAGCUCAACAAGCCACUAUGGGCUCGGAUCGGAGAUGACCACCUGCUACUUCUCCAGGGUGAGCAGCUCCGCCGGACCACUCGCUCCAUUGUCCACCCCAAGUACCGACAGGGUUCAGGCCCUAUCCUUCCUAGGCGCACGGAUGAACAUGACCUUAUGAUGCUGAAGCUGGCCAGGCCUGCUGUACCAGGUCCCCGCAUACAGACUCUGCGUCUACCCUACCAUUGUGUCCAGCCCGGAGAUCAGUGCCAGGCUGCUGGCUGGGGUACCUCGGUCACCCGAAGAGUGAAGUACAACAAAGGCUUGAGCUGUUCCACCGUCAAUAUCCUGAGCCCUAAGGAGUGUAAUGUCUUCUACCCUGGCGUGGUCACCAACAACAUGAUAUGUGCUGGACUGGACCAUGGCCAGGACCCAUGCCAGAGUGACUCUGGUGGUCCCCUGGUUUGUGAUGAGACCCUGCAGGGCAUCCUUUCCUGGGGAGUUUAUCCCUGUGGCUCCGCCCAGCAUCCAGCUGUCUUCACGCAGAUCUGCAAAUACGUCCCCUGGAUAGAGAAAAUCAUACGUUCCAACUGA
Molecule: messenger RNA, 834 nt
Organism: Chrysochloris asiatica (Cape golden mole)
Lineage: Eukaryota; Metazoa; Chordata; Mammalia; Afrosoricida; Chrysochloridae
Gene: KLK10
Product: kallikrein-related peptidase 10
Exons: 5
Coding region: 1-834 (277 amino acids)
Biological process (GO): proteolysis
Molecular function (GO): serine-type endopeptidase activity
Source: RefSeq, a predicted model, not a curated record